Molecule: messenger RNA, 1266 nt
Organism: Neoarius graeffei (lesser salmon catfish)
Lineage: Eukaryota; Metazoa; Chordata; Actinopteri; Siluriformes; Ariidae
Product: gamma-aminobutyric acid receptor subunit gamma-3
Exons: 9
Coding region: 1-1266 (421 amino acids)
Biological process (GO): gamma-aminobutyric acid signaling pathway; regulation of postsynaptic membrane potential; chloride transport
Cellular component (GO): synapse; neuron projection; dendrite membrane
Molecular function (GO): transmitter-gated monoatomic ion channel activity involved in regulation of postsynaptic membrane potential; inhibitory extracellular ligand-gated monoatomic ion channel activity; benzodiazepine receptor activity
Source: RefSeq, a predicted model, not a curated record
AUGCUGUCACCGAAAAAGCACGAGAUGGACGCCACUCAGAUCCUCAACAACCUCCUGAAGGAGUACGAUAAGAAACUCCGCCCUGACAUCGGAGUUAAACCGACUGUCAUCGACGUCGAUAUCUUCGUUAACAGCAUCGGACCCGUCUCAUCAAUAAAUAUGGAGUAUCAGAUCGACAUCAUCUUCGCUCAGACGUGGACAGACAGUCGGCUCAGAUACAACAGCACCAUGAAAAUAUUAACGUUAAACAGUAAUAUGGUGGGACUGAUUUGGCUCCCAGACACAAUCUUCAGAAAUUCCAAGAACGCAGACUCACAUUGGAUUACAACACCCAAUCAGCUACUCAGGAUAUGGAAUGAUGGGAAAAUACUUUACACGCUCAGGCUCACUAUAAACGCUGAGUGUCAGCUGCAGCUCCAUAACUUCCCCAUGGAUGAACACUCCUGCCCACUCAUCUUCUCCAGCUAUGGAUACCCAAGAGAUGAAAUGAUCUACAAGUGGAGGAAGAACUCAGUGGAAGCGUCUGAUCAGAAAUCCUGGAGACUUUAUCAGUUUGACUUCAUGGGGCUGAGGAACACCACAGACGUCCUCAAGACCACGUCAGGUGACUACGUGGUGAUGACGGUUUAUUUUGACCUGAGCAGAAGGAUGGGCUACUUCACCAUCCAGACGUACAUCCCCUGCAUCCUGACCGUCGUCCUCUCCUGGGUCUCCUUCUGGAUUAAAAAAGACGCAACACCAGCCAGAACUGCUUUAGGAAUCACCACAGUGUUAACCAUGACCACGCUGAGCACAGUGGCCAGAACAUCGUUACCCAGAGUCUCAUACGUCACCGCCAUGGACCUCUUCGUGACCGUCUGUUUCCUCUUUGUCUUUGCGGCUCUCAUGGAGUAUGCAACACUCAACUAUUACUCGUACAGUGUUCGCAGGCCGAUCUGUAACAAGACGAAAAGACCGGUAAGGCCAUGUCUGGGAGCAGUGCCCACAGGUGAGUCCCUGGUGAUCAGGCCAACCACAUCAACCAUCAUCGCUCUGAACAACUCUAUGUACUGGCAGGAAUUUGAUGACGCCUGUCUAUACGAGUGCCUGGAUGGAAAAGACUGCCAGAGCUUCUUCUGCUGCUACGAGGAAUGCAAAGGAGGGGCCUGGAGAAAGGGCAGAGUCCACAUAGACAUCUUGGAACUGGACGCAUACUCGCGUGUCUUCUUUCCCACCUCUUUCUUGUUGUUUAAUGUCGUCUACUGGGUAGGCUACCUCUAUCUUUAG